Alosa sapidissima (American shad) is the source of this 2819-nucleotide messenger RNA. RefSeq names its product ubiquitin-like modifier activating enzyme 2 (gene uba2). NCBI's taxonomy places the organism in Eukaryota, Metazoa, Chordata, Actinopteri, Clupeiformes, Clupeidae. Bases 432 to 2105 code for a protein of 557 amino acids. Gene Ontology annotation, biological process: protein sumoylation. Gene Ontology annotation, molecular function: SUMO activating enzyme activity. Gene Ontology annotation, cellular component: SUMO activating enzyme complex; cytoplasm. The record is from RefSeq and is a predicted model, not a curated record. The transcript is spliced from 17 exons.
ACAUAGAUAGGCAGGGAAGCACUUCACAUGAAUACUUUUUUCAGUGCAUGGCACACCACAGCUUUUAAAUCACUUAACAUAGCGCAGCUGCAAAAACUUUCAUUGUUAAUUUCGUGUGGUCUUUGCAAAUUGGGGUAAGGCUAACAAUAAUCGACGUGAAGGGGAACCUUAGAUAUUUGCUGUAAGGAGGAAGCAGAGAUCCUGUGGUCAACUGAACAGAAAUUGGAGCGACUGUUUAGAGAGAUGUAAUGUGACUCACAAAUGGUUUUGGGCAAUUCCAGAUCGAUCUAGACACCAUCGAUGUGAGCAACUUGAACAGACAGUUCCUAUUUCAGAAGAAACAUGUGGGGAAGUCCAAAGCACAGGUGGCUAAGGAAAGUGUGCUGCGGUUCUGCCCAUCCGCCAACAUUACAGCAUACCAUGAUAGUAUCAUGAACCCGGACUACAAUGUGGAGUUCUUCAGGAAGUUUGUGCUGGUCAUGAAUGCGCUGGACAACAGAGCGGCUCGUAACCACGUGAACAGGAUGUGUCUGGCGGCAGACAUCCCUCUGAUUGAGAGCGGCACAGCCGGAUACCUUGGCCAGGUUACAGUCAUCAAGAAGGGUCAGACAGAGUGUUACGAGUGCCAGCCCAAACCCACCCAGAAGACCUUCCCUGGAUGCACCAUCCGCAACACUCCCUCCGAGCCCAUUCACUGCAUCGUGUGGGCCAAGUACCUGUUCAACCAGUUGUUUGGAGAGGAGGACGCGGAUCAGGAGGUCUCUCCGGACACUGCCGACCCAGAGGCCAGAUGGGACUCAGCGGAGGCAGCAGCUAAAGCCAGCGCCUCCGAGAAGGAUGGAGAUGUGAAGCGUGUCAGCACCAGGGAAUGGGCUCGCUCCACCGGAUAUGACUCCGUCAAAAUCUUCAACAAGUUGUUUAAAGAUGACAUCAGGUACCUCCUAACGAUGGACAAGUUGUGGAAGAAGAGGAAAGCCCCAUUGCCUUUAGACUGGGAAGAGCUCCUGCAGCAAGCAGGCCAAUCGGAGGCAGUGAGCGUAAGCGGACUGAAGGACCAGCAGGUGUUGGGGGUCCAGGGAUACGCCCAGAUGUUCAGCAACAGCGUGGAGACACUGCGAGGAGACCUCCAGCAGAAAGGAGAUGGAGCCGAACUUGUGUGGGACAAGGAUGAUCCUCCAGCAAUGGACUUUGUGACCGCAGCUGCCAACCUGCGCAUGCAUGUCUUCAGCAUGAACAUGAAGAGCCGCUUCGACGUCAAAUCCAUGGCAGGGAACAUCAUUCCAGCCAUUGCCACCACCAAUGCCAUCAUUGCGGGACUUCUAGUGCUUGAGGGCCUGAAGAUCCUCUCAGGAGAUAUGGACAAGUGCCGCACGAUCUUCCUGAACAAGCAGCCCAACCCACGUAAGAAGCUGCUGGUGCCCUGUGCCCUUGACCCACCCAACUCCAACUGCUACGUGUGUGCUAGCCGACCUGAGGUGACCGUCAGGCUCAACGUCCACAAAACACUCGUCUUAACCCUGCAAGACAAGAUCUUGAAAGAGAGGUUUGGGAUGGUAGCUCCAGACGUCCAGAUCGAGGAUGGCAAAGGCACCAUCCUCAUCUCCUCCGAGGAGGGAGAGACUGAGGCCAAUAAUAACAAGGUUUUGUCUGACUUUGGGAUCCGGAACGGCAGCCGCCUCCAAUCAGAUGACUUCCUUCAGGACUACACACUCCAGGUGAACAUCCUACACAGUGAGGAAUUGGAAAAGGAUGUGGAGUUUGAGGUGGUGGGUGAGGUCCCUGAGAAAGGACCUGGACCAGCAGCAGCGGCUGAGGAUGGGAAGAGCAUCGCUAAUGGAAACAAAGACUCCGCUCAGCCCUCCACCUCGUCUAAAGCCCCUGUAGAGGAGGAUGAUGACGUUCUCAUUCUCGACUCCGAUGAAGAGCCAUCGUCCAGCUCUGCCAUGGACAUUUCUGCUGGGGGCGCAGCAUCAGCACAAAAGAGGAAGCUCGCCGACGCAGAGACUGGUGAAUCAGUCGAAUCCUCGACCAAACGCAAACGUCUGGACCAACCAACCGCCAGCGGGCAAGAUGAUGAUGACGACGACAUCAUCGCCCUAGAUUAAGCCACACCUUGCUUCUGAAAAGGUGCGCUCUCUGGUGUCGAGUUACAUCCUGCCUCUCUGCCUGAACUGUAAAUAGAUCUGUACAAAACAGCGCCCCCUGUCUCUCGUUUCUGUUCUACCAUGGACUGAAUCUGUUUCUCGGUUAAGCUUUUCUCCCUAAUUGCCACUGUUUCUGGUAUGGGUCUGGCACCGAUCCACUCCAGACAAAGCAGCUAUAUGGGAUUAAUUAUGAGGAUUGAUACAAAAGUGAUUUUUCUCUUGUGAAACCAAUGUGGUUUUUUGUAGUUUUGCUUACCGUCUGGUCUCUUACGAGGGCCUGGGGGUGGGGGGGGGGGGUUCUGCUUCAUGAUGAUGAUGUUUAGGAGAGGUUGAUGUAUUUCUCGUUAUUUUAUCCCCAUUGUCAGGAAAAAAAAAAAAAAACUUUGCAUAUUUAAUUUUUUUUUGUAAGAAAACCUUUGAAGCCCAACAGAACCUGAAAUGUGUCAGUAUGUUUCCAGUGAGUCUUUGGUCAUAUGUAUACUACUGUCAAGGUUGGGAGGGAUGGGGACGAGGUGCUGAACACGGAGGUGUUUUAUUUUUACGGUUUGUUUGCUAGACCCGUUCAGGGUCCAGCGCCUUUAUAUGUGGUCAGCAACAGAACAUACAUACAGUUACUGUACAUGCAAACUCACACUCUUGAGCUAAAGUCCUAAUAAAAGCAUUACAGUACACACA